CACGAGCCCGGACUGUUGGAGAUAUCUGCGAGGAGGAGGAGCUGUCAAAGUUUCCCAGAGAAGGAAAGAAGUGUGUUUUACUUUAACGACAAAAGAAAAGCCUACACAUUGUUUGAGUUUUGAGAAAGCGGAAUAUCGCGUGUGGUUAACAUGGAAUGACACCUUCUCACGCGGAGCUUCAAAAACACGAUGGCAGCCCGUUUGGUGAAGUGGAUCUGUCUCACCUCUGCGCUGUGUCUGGGCUGCUGUGCUCUGGCGGAAAAGAAAGUAUGCCAAGGCAUCACCAACCGAUUAAAUCUCCUGGGUUCAAGAGAUGACCACUAUCUGAACAUGGUGAGGACCUACAGCAACUGCACAGUGGUUCUGGAAAACCUGGAGAUCACCUAUAUGGAUGAGCACCGCGACCUGUCCUUCCUCAGGUCUAUUGAAGAAGUUGGGGGCUACGUUCUGAUCGCUCUCAACACAGCGUCAAGGAUUGCUCUGGACAAUCUGCGCAUCAUUCGAGGUCAUUCACUCUAUGAGGGAGAGUUUGGCCUCGCGAUUAUAGCCAAUCAAAACAAAACUACAGGUCAGGGCACCAAUGAGCUCAUUCUGAAGAGCCUGACAGAAAUUCUUAAAGGAGGUAUAAAGUUUGGGCCUGGCCGCCUAUGUAAUGUGGAAACAAUACAGUGGAAUGAUAUCGUCAAUGCUGACAACAAACCUGUUAUGGAGCUUCCAUUGGCCAGCAACAACCCACGCUGUAAAAAAUGUGACUCAAGCUGCAACAAUGGUUCAUGCUGGGCCCCUGGGCCUCAAAACUGUCAGACCUUAACAAAGCUGAACUGUGCCCAGCAGUGCUCUAAAAGAUGCAAAGGAAUUUCACCCAGCGACUGCUGUAAUGAGCACUGUGCUGCAGGCUGCACAGGACCAAGGCCAACUGACUGUCUGGCCUGUCGGGAUUUCCAGGAUGAUGGGGUGUGUAAGGACUCCUGCCCAGGCCUCAUGCGCUACGACCCCAACCUGCACCAGCUGGUACCCAACCCACAUGGGAAGUACAACUUCGGGGCCACCUGUGUUAAGAGCUGCCCACAUAACUAUGUAGUGACUGAUCACGGAGCGUGUGUGCGGACGUGCAGCGGUAACACCUACGAGGUGGACGAGGGGGGAAUAAGGAAGUGUGCCAAGUGUGAAGGACUGUGCCCAAAAGUUUGUAAUGGACUUGGAACAGGGAACAUGACUCGCAUCCUGUCCAUCAAUGCCACCAACAUCGACUCCUUUAAAAACUGCACCAAAAUUAAUGGGAAUAUCGGCAUCAUGCACACAUCAAUUUAUGGUGAUAAAUACACCAAAACACCAAAGAUGGUUCCUUCCCAGCUUGAUGUGUUUAAGACAGUAAAAGAAAUUACUGGAUACUUGUGGAUUCAAACGUGGCCGGAGAACCUGACCUCGCUCAGUCCUUUUGAGAAUCUGGAGAUCAUUCGGGGGCGGACUAAACGUGGGAGCCGCAGCGUGGUGAUUACUCAUCUCAAUAUCCAGAGCCUUGGUCUUCGCUCCCUCAAAGAAAUUAGCGAUGGGGAUGUGGUCAUCAUUAAGAACCAGAACCUGUGUUACACCAAUAAAAGCCACUGGAAGAGGCUCUUUAAAUCAGAGAGCCAAACUGUAACCAUAGAGGAAAGUGCUGAUCCUGCUACAUGUGCUCAAAGGAAUAACACUUGUGACAGAAAGUGUACGGAGGACGGCUGCUGGGGCCCCGGCCCCGACAUGUGUGUUGCCUGCCGUGACUUCACCCGUGAAGGGAGCUGUGUUGACUCCUGCAACAUCCUGGAGGGAGAGCCGCGGGAGGCCGUCCUGAAUAAAACCUGCAUGGAGUGUCACCCUGAGUGUCAUCGCAUGAACGGGACUGCGACCUGUAGUGCGCCUGGUUCUGGAAACUGUACGAAGUGUGCCAACUUCCAGGAUGGACUGUUCUGUGUGUCUCGCUGUCCACAAGGCGUGCCAGGAGAGGAUGACACACUGGUGUGGAAAUACGCAGAUGAGAUGAAAGUGUGCAAGCUCUGCCACAAAAACUGCACCCAAGGUUGCAUUGGGGCUGGUCCUGAAGGCUGCAAGGGCAGAAGCACUUCCGGUGUCUCCAUGAUUGCGGCUGGUGUGGUUGGUGGACUGCUGGCUGUUCUUCUUGCGGGCCUGUCUGUCUUUGUGCUGCUACGCCGCCGCCACAUCAAGAGGAAGAGAACCAUGCGCAGGCUCCUCCAAGAGAGAGAGUUGGUUGAACCUUUGACUCCGAGUGGAGAGGCCCCAAACCAGGCUUUGCUGCGGAUCCUGAAGGAACCUGAGUUUAAGAAAAUCAAAGUGCUGGGAUCAGGAGCUUUUGGUACAGUAUACAAGGGCCUGUGGGUUCCAGAGGGAGAGGAUGUGAAGAUCCCUGUGGCCAUCAAGGUUUUGAGAGAGGCCACAUCACCGAAAGCAAACAAAGAGAUUUUGGAUGAGGCUUAUGUGAUGGCCACCGUUGAACACCCCCACGUGUGUCGUCUGCUCGGCAUCUGCCUGACUUCCACUGUGCAGCUCGUCACCCAGCUGAUGCCCUACGGCUGCCUGCUGGACUACGUCAAAGAGAACAAGGACAAUAUCGGCUCCCAGUACCUGCUCAACUGGUGUGUGCAGAUAGCCAAGGGUAUGAACUAUCUGGAGGAGCGGCACUUGGUGCACCGUGACCUGGCAGCAAGAAACGUCCUGGUGAAGACUCCUCAGCAUGUGAAAAUCACAGACUUUGGUCUGGCUAAACUCCUCAAUGCAGAUGAGAAAGAGUACCAUGCAGAUGGUGGAAAGGUGCCGAUAAAAUGGAUGGCUCUUGAAUCCAUCCUGAACAGAACAUACACACACCAGAGUGACGUAUGGAGUUACGGAGUAACUGUUUGGGAGCUGAUGACAUUUGGGACCAAACCGUACGACGGGAUUCCAGCCAGUGAAAUAGCCGGGGUCCUGGAGAAAGGGGAGCGACUUCCUCAGCCACCAAUCUGUACCAUAGACGUGUACAUGAUCAUGGUGAAAUGUUGGAUGAUUGAUGCAGACAGUCGGCCGCGUUUCCGGGAGCUGAUAGCCGAGUUUACAAAGAUGGCUCGGGAUCCUUCUCGUUAUCUGGUCAUUCAGGGGGAUGACCGCAUGCACCUGCCGAGUCCUGCGGACCCAAAACUGUAUCGCAGCCUGAUCAGCGGGGAGGACAUGGAGGACGCUGUGGACGCAGACGAGUACCUGCUGCCGCAACAUGGCUUCUUCAGCAGCCCAAGCACAUCUGUCACCCCCCUGCUUCACUCCACAAGCCUCAACAGCAGCAUUGGAAGGUGUCAGAGCAGAAAUGGCUUAUUGAAUGCAUUUCCGAGCAGAGAUGGAAGCAUGGUUCUCCGGUACAUUCCUGACCCCACGGACAAAAACUUAGAUGACGCUUUCCUGCCAGCUCCAGACUACAUGAACCAGAACGGUGUCUCGGAUAUGAUGAAUCCCAUCUACCAGCACCCCGGUCCGCCUCGCACCAUCCUCCCCACCAUCUCUUCAGACGACGCAGAAUCAGAGUACCUGAACUGCUUUAAAACCGGGGACAAGGGACCCGAGUACCUCAACCAGAUCCCAUCCCCUGCCACCCUCCCACACACAUCCAAUGGAACGGUCCACAGCGUUCAGAAAUAUCAGCCUCAGAACAGCAUAGACAACCCUGAUUAUCAACAAGACUUUACUCCCACCUUUAAGACACACACCAACGGACACAUCCCGGCAGCAGAGAACGCAGAGUACUUGGGACCGGACUGAGGACCGAGUGGACAAAUAUAAGAGACUUCUUCUUGUUCCAAUAAGAAAGGGCAUUGAGGUCUUGACUGGAAGGGCAUAGCAAAGUGGCACCAUCAGUUAUCAAAUAUGUUGUAUUCUUCCUUUCAGAGACAUGUGACACUUUGUGCAGCUUUUUUUUGGUAGUUUGCAUGCACUCAGACUUGUCACAUAAAACCCCCUCCUCUCAUUCCAAAGAUUUGUUUUUAUCUCAUCAGUUAACCACAAAUGACUCUUUAUGAAUAAAAGCUGGAUGAAAGCCGACUUCUAAAUGACUCAGUUGACCUGAGACUUUCUGGGCCAGAUACACUACAUCUACAUAUUGUAACUUCUGUCAAGAAGUGAAAGUCUCUCCUGAAAAAUGAGGUUUUCAAAAGCGGAAAGAACAGAAACUGGCAGCUCAACCCAAAAACAAAACAAAAAAAAAACGCCACAAAGGUACAUGUGUUGUAACAUCACAAGUUAGACACACAAUCAAUCAAAAGUCAUCCAUGAAUACAAACACUCAGAAGCUUUCACUGUGAUGAAGUCAAGAUGAUUAAAGGGAGCUUUUAAAGAGAAUAAUGCUGACUGUUUUGGGUCCUCAGAGGCCUGACGACGCUCAUCUUAAAGGAUGAGUCAAUGAGGAAACAAAAUGUUGCAAUGUAUAGAAUGUACAGUCAGUUUAACGGGAAAUAUUGUCUUAUUGUAAGGAUUAAAUAUGUUACCUUAAUGCUCUAAGACAGUUCUAUGUGUACUACAUACGUGUCUGUUUCUCUGAGAAAGAAACAGGAGAGUUUACUGUUUGACCCGAUCUGUGAUGUAACAUUAACCGCAUAGAGAAUGUAAUGAUACAAAUAGCAGAGGUGAUGAGGUAGUAUUCACAGUCCUGAAAGUCUAAGCUUGUUAGCACUAUGGCAUUAAAGUUGGUGUAUCCAGGAAGCAUUUGUAAUGAUCACCUCCCAAUUUCAGCAUCUCUUGUAACAAUCUGACUGCACUCAGAUUAUUUUUUAUGAAAAACCACAUUGACUUGAUAGAAUCACCAGAAAACUGUAAAGCAGUUAAAACCAAGACUUCCCAAUGUAUUUGAAUUCCUGUUUCACUAUCUUAUGUUGUUUUAUCCUUUGUUUGAAUAUGCUGGAUGAACUGUCCUAGGUCAUGUGAGUAACUUGUUUGAAUUUUAGAUUAGAGGAAUUCCCUGUAGAUAUGAGUUUUAUUUGAAUGUCUAUAUGUCAGGUCAGAAACUAAGACUGUUUCUGAGGUUUCGGCUCUAAAUGUGUCUAUAUUGUUUGUGACUUUAUAUUUGUUAGAGACUUUACCUUGUCUGAUUUUUUUUUUUAAACUAAAGUGUAGACUAUUGUUUCCACGCAGGGUGUUGACACCAUGUCUAUGAAAAGGCUUCUAGCUUUAAAGUCUUGUAGUCGUGCAAGAGCAUUAACAUUAUUCCUAGUUUUAAAGGAAUAUACUAUUGUAGCAACCAUUAAACCUACUUUUGCAGAUUUUACACAGGUACAUGUACAGAAAACAUUCAUGAUACUGUAAUAUACCCUAAAAUAAUUGUGUAUAAUUUAUACUCAGUACACAGUUUUUGUCACAUUAUAUGUGAAUAUGCACUUAUUCCUGAUUUGUGAAUAUUUCAUUCAGACGUGAACAUUAAUAAAUCUUUUUUUUUUUCUA
Molecule: messenger RNA, 5451 nt
Organism: Labrus mixtus (cuckoo wrasse)
Lineage: Eukaryota; Metazoa; Chordata; Actinopteri; Labriformes; Labridae
Gene: egfra
Product: epidermal growth factor receptor a (erythroblastic leukemia viral (v-erb-b) oncogene homolog, avian)
Exons: 28
Coding region: 190-3780 (1196 amino acids)
Biological process (GO): cell differentiation; positive regulation of kinase activity; multicellular organism development
Cellular component (GO): basal plasma membrane; signaling receptor complex
Molecular function (GO): epidermal growth factor receptor activity; epidermal growth factor binding; ATP binding
Source: RefSeq, a predicted model, not a curated record